Strongylocentrotus purpuratus (purple sea urchin) is the source of this 8362-nucleotide messenger RNA. RefSeq lists its product as uncharacterized. The coding region runs from base 1936 to 7194 and encodes 1752 amino acids. The record is from RefSeq and is a predicted model, not a curated record. NCBI's taxonomy places the organism in Eukaryota, Metazoa, Echinodermata, Echinoidea, Camarodonta, Strongylocentrotidae. The transcript has 7 exons.
CCAGUCAGGCCGCUGCACGCUCGCUAAUGAGCAUAUCGUGCGAGCGUUAUCGUGCGAAGGAAACAGCUCGAUGAAUAAUAUCCACAAACGAGAAGUUACGAGAUCGUGCGAGAAUUCUGGAAGGGAUGACGUAGACUCCAUUUUCUCGCGCAUGCUCAGUUUUUGAGCAGCCAUGUUUGGCUGUUCUCCAUCGGGUCAUCAAACUCAAAGACAAAGCGUCGUUUUUUUUGGAGAUUCAAUUCUACGCAAUUUGGAGAAGAAUUUAUUAACAUUUGACAUACCUUAUCGAGCUACAGUUUACUGCUAUCCAGGAGCCACAAUCGCAAGUUUGAGAGAGAGCAUUAGAAAAGAAUUCGGGAAUACUUUUGAGCAUAGUACUUCACAUGUUGUAAUCCAUAUUGGAACUAAUAAUCUAUCACGUCUUCUGUGGGAACGAGAACGGAAACAUUUGACAUAUUUAUAUAGUACACUCACAGAGAUAUUUCGUUCUGCUUCAAUUUGCUUUUCUUGUAUUCUACCCCGCUGGGACUCUGAUGAACUUCAUUCUUUUUCAACUAUUUUUAAUGCUGGCCUUAAAGAACUUUGCUCGUCAUUACCAAACUGUGCUUAUUUAGAUUCAACCGACGACUUCCUUGAUAGUGUUUUGUUUUGUGCAGAUGGAAUUCAUUUGAACGGACCUGGAAAAUCUUUAUUGUCCUCCAUUUUUCAUUAUUUUUUGUUGAAUCGUUUUAAUUGUCUCCAGUCAUCAAAAGAGAGUUCGCAUACAAGAGUUUUUUGGACACCUCCGGAACUGAAGAAGUUGUAUACCCCUCAAAAGGAAAAAAAAAAGAAUGAUCAGUGCCAGUGGAAGGAAACAAAUUUAAAUCUUGUACUAUAUUUACGUCGAGAAAAGCGGUCUACCUAUUUCAACUUUGACAGACCAAGCAGGAAAAAGAAGAAAUGUAAAAGACCUAAGGAAGGAGAGGAGGGUUUCCUGCACCCUAGAUACACGGCAAAACGAUCUCCAACACCACCCGAGCUGCCACCACAUCAAUAUAUCCCAGAAAAAAUAAGAACAUACAUCCCGUAUAGAGCCCUCACUUAUAACAAUGUAUUCCAACUAUCAUCGUGUCAUCUACCAUCACCUGUAAAACCCUAUAUUAGGUGGAAACUGAGCAAAAAGCGUGCAAGGAGUGGGAGGAAAACCCAAUUAAAAAAACGUAGGAGAAAGGCGCAGAGAUGUACACAGGCCCUCAUAGAAGUUGUACGAAAUCCCCCCACAGGCUUCACAACCAGUCAUGUGACCCCUAGCCCUCCUCUUCCAAUUGAUCGCCCCCCUGAUCUUGAACGCAAGAUGCAACAUGGAAACAAGGUGCGGAGCUGUACACAGUCGUCCUUCCUACAACAUGUAGAAGAUCCCCCCACAGGCUUCACAACCAGUCAUGUGACCCCUAGCCCUCCUCCAACUGAUCGCCCCCCUGAUCUUGAACUCAAGAUGCAACCUGGAAACAAAGUGCGGAGCUGUACACAGUCGUCCUUCCUACAACAUGUAGAAGAUCCCCCCACAGGCUUCACAACCAGUCAUGUGACCCCUAGCCCUCCUCCAACUGAUCGCCCCCCUGAUCUUGACCUCAAGAUGCAACCUGGAAACAAAGUGCGGAGCUGUACACAGUCGUCCUUCCUACAACAUGUAGAAGAUCCCCCCACAGGCUUCACAACCAGUCAUGUGACCCCUAGCCCUCCUCCAACUGAUCGCCCCCCUGAUCUUGAACGCAAGAUGCAACCUGGAAAAAAAGUUAAGCAUUGUGAUGUUAUCACCAUGAGGGAUGAAGUAAAAACAUCAGCCUGUACAUCGCUGCUGGGGUGAAGGAUAAGUUGUCUCCUUGCCAGAAAGUUUCAUGUGGACCUUGUAAAAUUUGCAAUAAAUCAUCGCCUCAAUAUUAUCAUUUAUGUUCUAUGAAAUCUAAUGCCCUUGUGGCUAUCAUUACGGAACGUAACACCGAUAUUCAAAUGACAGACUGUAUUUGUAGUGGUUGCAGAACAAAAUAUGUUAGAAAAUUGAAAAACCCAAAAUACACUCCACAAAAGACACGUAAAAAAGAAAGAAGUAUAUGUUUUCUGUUCCAUUAUGACCGUUGUGUUGAUAAGUCAUUAAGAGAAAGUGAAUGUGAAUUAGAAUCAUUCAAUGCUGCAUUUUCUGUAGAAUGUACUUCACUUCCACGUACUAUACCUUUAUGCAUGAAACAUAGAUCUGAAUUGACACAUUUUGAGCAAUCUAGAAGUUAUCGUUCCUGUUCUGUCUGUGAAGCAUUACUGACUUCUGAUGACAAAACAUACACCUGUAAAGAUAUUCCUGAAAGUGAAUUGAAAAGAUUGUGUGAUAUAAAUGAAGACUUUUCAGGAACACAAGGUCACCAUAUAUGUAGACCAUGCUACAUGUAUCGUAUAAAGAAAAGUAGUGCUAAUAAAAUGUCACUUAAAAGUAUGGAAAGUUCGCUUCAGAGCCAUGUGCUUGCAUCAGAUUCGGACGAAGACUUGUUACUCAAAAUUCUAAAUGAUGUUUAUUUGUAUAUAUGUAGACUGUGUCUUGAGGAUGGUUAUUUUUUAUUCAUAACUGUUUAUGAAUAUUUUUCUGAUCUUGUCUUGAAAAUAUGUUGUGAUGCGCUGCAGUAUGACCGUGUAAGUAAAAGUCCAAUAUUUGUAAAGGGUAAGAUUAUACACCAGUUUGGCGAGCUUUUGAUUGUACAUAGAGAUGCUCGUAGGAGAGGAACAUUUUUUUACAGUGCAGAGAUGUCUCAUGAUGAUGUUAUACGUUCAUGGCAUAUUUUAGUUUCUAAAUUGAGAUCAUUACAAAUUGACAAGAAUAGUGCCCAAGAUGUGCCCGACAGACCAUCCUUUUCCUCUCAGUUUAGUUCAUCUUCAGAGGUGAACAUGCAGCUCCGAAAUGUUGUCAAUAACGGAAAUGAAUUUCUCCGUAAACAGGCGAAACACUUUACAUCGGAAUAUAUAACUAAUCCUUUAUCUGUCACUGAUUUUAACUUUGAGACUGCCUUAUCUAAUUUUCAUCCAUUUUUAUGGAACCUAGUUAGCAUUAUCACAGCAACUUUAGAAGAACUGCAGUAUUUUCGACAAUCUUCAAUUCAGUUAGACACUGAAUUCAUACAGUUUCCAUCUGAAGACACACAAGCAGGUUCCAAAAGAAAGCAGCGUAGAAUUGCAUGUUUAUUUCUUUUACAAUUUAUAAUGAAUGAUGAGAAUUAUUAUCCACUUCAUAUCAUUGUUGCCAAUUGUGUUAAGAAACUGUCCCAUUCGUCAAAACUACUUAAAAUUCUGAAUCAUGUAGGUUUUGCAUGUUCGGAGAGCACACUUGACAGAUUUCUGCAAGUAGUCCAUGACAGGCGUGUUGAGAGCGGUCCUCUUUCACAUUUAAAUCCAUAUGCAGUCACAUUUGUUUCUAUUGAUAACAUAGAUGUGCUAACUCCUUUUGCGCCUGUCACCAUUGAUAAAUCAAGGAGUUGGCACGGUACAUCUGUAAUGGCACAACAACCCAAACCCAGUACUAUCCAUUGGCACGAGAACGAAAAGCUUUCAGAUAUUAAUCCUGUCAGACCAUCCGUUAUUGAUGAAGCUGGUACCAGUUCUGCUACAAAAAAAAAACCAGUUGUCAGAAGAAGAUUAGCACAGCUUGACUCUCUUGAUAUUCCAGGUCCAUCUUUUUUUCAACCCCCUCGUUUCAAAACCUCAAUAAGGUCCCAGCUUUCUCUUGAACAUUUUUCAUUUUCUGCACAAGAUUCUAAACAGGAGAAAGAUAUGUACGAGAAAGCUCUCAUAUAUACUUUGGAAAGAUAUUUUUAUGUCUUAGAGAAUAAAUCUUCUGACCUACCCAGUUUCAAAUGCAAGUUGGCAUUGGAAGGCAAACAAGACAUAGAACAUUCAGAGUUUUCCUACAUGUAUGUACUAGAUGAGAAGGCAGACUGUCCAGACACUUUAAAGCGUACACUUGGCCUUCUGUAUGAAACCUUUAAAAUCAAUCGGUCGUUGAAUCAUUUAGUCAUUGCUGGUGAUGGCGCAACUGUACGUCUUCUGUUGAACUUGAAGUUAGAGUAUGGAGAUACACUUGAUUGGGUCAUACCCUUUUUGGGAGACUGGCACAUCCUUAAGAAUUUUCAAGAGGUCCUUAUGAAAAUCUAUUGGGAUGCUGGUUUGAAGGAUGUGGCCAGGUUAACCCACAAGCAAGCAACAUUGAAAAGCCUGGGCAACUGUACAAAUUUCAAACGCACUCACAGAUUUCUCUUACAAAUAUAUGAGGCUAUUUUUAUGUUGCAAGUUUCUAGUUUCCUGUCAUAUAGGAGUGACAAUGAUAUUGAUUUUACUAAAGAUAUCUUUUUGGAGAAAGUGAAAGAUGUUCUAGCUCAUGUACAUAUAGAUAUCAAUGCUGGCAAAUAUGUAGAUUGUGAUAAGUUUUUGGAAGCACAGCAGGUAUUUAUCACACAGUUUGUUCAACCAAUGCAGGACGAGUUUGUUUUAUUUUGUCAUGAAAUGUCGGAAAAGUUUGAAACAUUCAGGUUUUGGAACCAAUUUUUAGUUAAAGAUUGCCUAUGUUAUAUCAAUCAGUGGUUAGCAAUACGUACAGGAAACUGGAAUUUAAAAUUAUCAGCGCUUAAAUCAAUGGUACCGCUAUUCACUGCAUUUGAUAGGCAAAAUUAUUCAAAAUUGAUUCCACUUCAUUUACGUCAGUUAUAUUCUUUACCCGAAUACAUCUUAGAUCAUUUUGAGAGGGGUGCUUUUGUGUCAAGUCUCACUGGAAAGGAAUUUUCUCUGCUUGCAUUAGAUGAGACUCAUGAGACCACAAUUAAUAAAGAUGUUAAGACUUCAUUUUCACAACAUUUGCCUCAACAUGUAGAAAAAAUUAGUGCAACAUUACAGUGUCAGGCCAAAAUGGUGAAAAAUCUUGAAGAGCAAACGGGUAUUAAUAGAAAAGAUAUGUUUCAACGUGACCUCCAGAAAUCUGUCAUUAAUGCUGAAUUUGCCAAUGUCAAAGCAUACUUUCAAGUUUUGUGCAAUACCACAAUGUUUUCUCCUGUUCAGGAAAGUAAUCUAUAUCAUGUAUUUACUAAUGUUUCUGCCCAACCAGCACAGCAGAAAUGUCUUCUUGAGUUCAGGCAAUUAGGACAAGAUGCUUAUGAUGCCCUAUGCAAAAUUCAAAUGCUGAAUGACCCGUCAGUCAAGAAAACAGUUAUAAGAAAGUUUAGGUUGAAAACUUUUGCGAAAGAAAAAAUAAGAGCUAAGAAAAUUAAUGACUUAGAAAAAGAAAAACGUCUAAUUACACUGUGCUACAAAAGAACUAUUGCCUUUUCAGAGGAAAGGCGAGUGCCAAUAUCAAAUUUGGGACAGUUCGUUGAAAAGCCUCGUGCAAUUUGCUUGCCUAAUGGACUUCCCUACAAAGGAGCUAAAUCUGUUGUGUAUGAUCAAUUCGAAAAACGGUAUUCUUCAAAGUAUGAAAUAGUCAGCAAUUCCUGUGCCUUUCAUGACGGUGAUAUUAGUGCUAUAAUCGAGGGAAUGAAUAUAAUUUAUUCUUCCCCAUUGAAACAAUUCAAAACAUUCAAAGAAUAUGCAAACUUUUUAGCACGUAGGUGGAUAUACUCUUUUUUUCGAAAGGGGUACAAAGAAGUUCGUAUUCUUUUUGAUCAAUGCAAUACCCAGGGUAUAUCUCCUAAAGGUGUGGAGAGAGGCAGACGUGACGAGGGGAAGGAUAGUGGUGAUACUGAUGCUUAUGAAACAAUAACUGAUGAUAGUCCUUUGCCUGGAAACUGGAUGAAUUUUCUGAAAAAUAGACAAAACAAGCAUAUGCUUUGUAGGUACUUAUCUCGUGCAUUUGUUGACAUUGCUCCUCAGUAUUUUCAGGAUUCUAAGCAGUCAUUCAUUACAUCAGGAGGGUUCCAUGUUGGGCAACAAAUUAAUCAUGAGUGGACUGGGAUCAUAGUUAAUGAAAAUGGGGCAGAUGUACAUGAAAUUUUCCAUAAUCAUGAAGAAAGCGAUACACAAAUUUGGCUUCAUGUAGAUAAUACAACUUGUAACAAAAUUCUAAUUUAUUCGAUAGAUAGGGACAUAGGGAUUAUCGGUCUUCCUCUUAAUUUUGGCGAUAAGGAAAUAAUAAUUCAAUUCAGGGCUAGGGCAGGUGCAGAGAAGUUCCUUAAUCUGAAUACAUUGAAGUCAGCCUGUUCAUUGGAUCCAGACCUUGGUCUUGUUGUUACAAAUGAUAUAGACGUUAGUAAAUGCAUACAAACCCUUUAUAUUUGUUCAGGCUGUGAUUUUGUAUCUUACUUUGCACAUCUUGGUAAGGGAGCAUUUUUUAAGUCAUUUUUUCAAUAUGCCUCUUUCAUAACAGGGCAUCAAACACCCAGUACACCCGGAAACCUAACUAAUACAAUAUUCGAAACAGAUUCCCAUUUAGGCCUUUUAAGCUUUUAUCGUCUUAUCUUGUGUAUUUAUUUUAAUGCAAACAGAGCUUGUCUUCAUAAUUACAACUCUCCGAUUGAUCUUUUUAACAGUACGAGUGCUGAUUCUGUUGAAGAAGAGCACUCUAAAGCAUUAGAUAUUGUUAGAAAGGCAUCGUGGAAAGGUACAUAUGAAGAUCAGCUCUUGCCCUCUGAUGAGGCUCUACGGUUACAUUGGCUACGAAGCUGUUGGGUGAGCACUGUGUGGAGUACAGUUAGAAAACAAGAAUUUGAUUACCCUGACAUUUCAAAAUAUGGAUUUAAAGUGACUCAUAAUGAUGGAGACGUGGGUGUAGAAUUUGAAUGGGAUUCAAUUGAAAAUAUGCAACGUAUAAAAGAAAAUGUAUUGUACCUCACACGUGGUUGCAAUUGUUCUAAAAGUAAAUGUAGUAACCGUCAAUGUAAAUGUAGAAAAGUUAAUAAUCUUUGUGGUCCAGGGUGUAGAUGUAAAAAUUGUGAAAACAUAACACAUAUUCCUCCUGUAGAUACUGUAGAUACUGAUGAAGAUAUAGAUGAUGAAGAUAAUGAUGACAAUGAUGAUAAUGAUGAUAAUGAUGAUAAUGAUGAUAAUGAUGUUAAUGAUGUUAAUGAUGUUAAUGAUGUUAAUGAUGAAGACAUGUACAUGUAUAAUGUAUAUGAUAGUGAUGAUGGCAACGAGAACAACAUCUUACCAGAGUCUGAGAAUCCAGAAACUGAAUAUUUGAUGCAUAUAGCAUAACCUUGUUUACAAUUGUUUUGUAGCGAGGUUUACAGCUCUGAGCUUGUCUCAAGAAUUGUAUAUAUAGACUGGAAGGUACUGAAUGCCUGUAGAGGUGAGGUCAUGUUCUUGUAUUUUUGUCAUUUAUAUUUUUUUUAUGUAGCAAGUUACUUUUUCUUGCCAUGAACGAUAUGUUUCACAGUAUGAAUAGAUCACUCAGGAAUCGUUGACAUGUAUGAUUGUCUUGUAAAUAAAAAGGUUUAUGGGUUUUUCUCUGAAGUAAUGCAUGUAGACUCAUACUCGAUCCUCACAGUGCUAGUAGAUAUUCAUGCAUUUAUAGGUGAGCUCAUGUUGUGUUUUUUUAGUAGUAUGAUGCCAAAUAUUAUUUUGUUGGUCUUGCCAAUAUCUGAGCAUUAUGAUCGUUUUGUAGUGCAGAAAAAAUGCAAUACAUACAUGUACAUAAACAAAGGUCAUGAGAGGCUUUCAUUUUUACUUAACUGAACCUGUUUCAUUAGGUGAUACAGCUACAAUGUAUCGCAUGUGUCAGUGAUCUUGCUCAAAUUAUUAUUCUUGUGCUUGCCAUUGAUUUUUGUAUCUGUAUGUAAAAAUGUAAUAUAUGAGUUUAUACUUAUCUUCUGUAACUUUAACUUUGAAUCAUGUGUGUGAUAAAAAGAUUAUGCAUGAGAAUGUUGCUACUACCGGUAGUGAUCAUGUUCACCUUGCGGCCUGUGUUCUUUCAGCAUUUCUUUCUUUUGCUAAAUAUAGAGUUAUUGCUAAGUAUAGAAAACCACUUACCAGUAUGUAUUCAUCAUAUGUAUGAAUGCAACCAUGCAAACAAGUGUUAUGCACAAUACUUUUUAUCUGAUUUAAUGCUAUAUUUUGUUUGUAUUACAUAUUAUAUUCUUGUUUUUGUUAUAAUGGUUUAUGUUGAACACUUACUGUAUUCCUUGUACAGUCUUUCUAAUAUUAUGGCAAAAUGUAGCAUGUACAUUCAUGUUAUAACAUUCAUUGAUAACUCAGGAUUUUUGUAUUUUCAGUGCAUUAUUGCCUUAAACUAGCCAGUACUUUGUGUGUGUGGACUAGCUUAUGAAUAAUCAUUUCUGUAAACACAUGUAUUUUUUUUAACCUUGCCAAGCUGUCUCUUGUAUUCAAAGAGAAAUAAAAAAAUAAAAAAAUUGUUCAAAAGAAA